Molecule: messenger RNA, 4143 nt
Organism: Cicer arietinum (chickpea)
Lineage: Eukaryota; Viridiplantae; Streptophyta; Magnoliopsida; Fabales; Fabaceae
Product: TMV resistance protein N-like
Biological process (GO): defense response; signal transduction
Molecular function (GO): ATP hydrolysis activity; ADP binding
Source: RefSeq, a predicted model, not a curated record
CUUUGUGGACGGCUUUAACAAAUUACAAAAAUUCCACCGAUAAUAAACGCACCACUUUUUUUUUUCCCUCUUUUACAUUUUCACUCUUCUUAGUUUCCCUCUUUUUACUUUUCCCGUUUCCCAAAAUCAAUUAAAUUCUAACACACUUUUUCUUUUAUUUUUCAGCCUCCAUAGCUCUUUUCCCUCUGAGUAGCAAGAAGGGUUUGAACGUGGUGGUUGGUGAAGAACACUCAUGGUAUUCUGUUUUGAUAUGAGGAAAAAGUAUAGGUGUUCAGGGCAAGAAAUAUAAGAAAGGAUAUAAAGCCAAGAAGAUCCAAAUGAUAAUGAAACUCUUCAUGAUCAACCCUCAAAAACUUAACAACAAUUAUUUUGUGGUUCAAUCAGUAAAGUCAACUUGAUAUAUAUCCCGUUAGAGGAUGAUAUAGUUGAAACUUCAUCAAGGUCAAAUUGAAUUGAAUCAUAGCAGGAAGAGGAACUAUUAUUGAUCAAAGUUAAAGAAACUAAAUGAACAAAAUCCGGAAGAAAAAAAAUCGAAAGAUGCUUAAAGUCUUGCAUGCCGAGGAUAGUAAGAGCAAUGCAAGAAAGAGUCGUCAGAUGGUGUUCCUCAAUUUCAGAAACAUGGACAUUCGGUGUUCAUCAGUUUUAGGGGAAAGGACACUCGCCACGGUUUUACCGGCAAUCUUUACAACGCUCUCAUGGACAAGGGAAUUCACACCUUCAUUGAUGACAAUGAUCUUGAGAGAGGAGAUGAAAUCACAGCAUCACUUAUCAAGGCUAUUGAAAAUUCUAGAAUUUUCGUUCCAGUGUUUUCUAUGAAUUAUGCUUCUUCUUCAUUUUGUUUGGAUGAACUUGUUCACAUCAUUAACUGCUUUAAGGAAAAGAGUCGUUUAGUUUUGCCUAUUUUCUAUGGCGUGGAUCCAACUCACGUGCGAUAUCAGACUGGUAGUUACGGCGAAGAACUAACUAAGCAUGAAGAAUGGUUACAAGACGACAAGGAAAGGUUAAAGCAAUGGAAGUUGGCUCUUAAUCAAGCAGCUAAUUUGUCUGGCUUCCAUUUUAGUCCUGGGCAAAGAUAUGAAUACAAAUUUAUUGGGGAGAUAGUAGAAUACAUCUCCAAAAAGAUCCAUCGCGAUCCUUUACAUGUUGCCAAUUACCCUGUUGGAUUACACUCUCGAUUACAACAAGUUAUAUUGCUUCUCGAUAAGGAAUCUCAUGAAAAGGUCCACAUGGUUGGACUUUAUGGUGCUGGUGGCAUGGGCAAAUCAACACUUGCUAAAGCAAUUUAUAAUUUUGUUGCUGAUCAAUUUGAUGGUUUAUGUUUUCUUGAUAAUGUGAGAGAGAAUUCAACUCCAAAUAACUUGAAACAUCUCCAAGAAGAGCUCCUUUUAAAAACAAUUGGAUUGGAUAUAAAGUUGGGAAGUGUUAGUUAUGGAAUUCCAAUCAUAAAAGAAAGGCUUCAGAGAAAAAAGAUUCUUUUGAUUCUUGACGAUGUUGACAAACUAGAGCAGUUGCAGGCUUUGGCUGGAGAACUUGAUUGGUUCGGCCAUGGCAGCCGGGUCAUCAUUACUACUCGAGACAAACACUUACUAACAAAUCAUGAGAUAAAAAGCACAUACGAAGUAGACGGAUUAAAUGAGAAAGACGCUCUUGAAUUGUUGAGAUGGAUGGCUUUUAAAAAUAAUACCAUUCAUCCAAGUUAUGAAGAUAUUUUAAACCGUGUAGUAACUUAUGCUUCUGGCCUUCCAUUGGCUUUAGAAGUAGUGGGUUCCAAUUUGUAUAGAAAAGAUAUACAAGAAUGGAUAUCUUUACUAGAUGAGUAUGAAAGGAUUCCAAAUAGAGAUAUCCAAGAGAUACUUUUAGUAAGCUUUAAUAAUUUGAGUGAAUAUCAGCAGAAUGUUUUUCUUGACAUUGCAUGUUGCUUCAAAGGCUAUAGCUUGAAAGAGGUUGAAAAUAUAUUAUCUGCUCAUUAUGGUUUCUGCAUGAAAUAUCAAAUUGGAGUGUUGAUUGAUAAAUCUCUCAUUAAGAUUCAUGAGUUCAAAUAUGUGACAUUACAUAACUUGAUUGAGAUGAUGGGAAAAGAAAUUGUCCGAAAAGAAUCGGUCAUAGAGCCUGGAGAACACAGUAGGUUGUGGUUCUACAACGAUAUUGUUCAUGUUUUAUCAGAAAAUACAGGAUCCAAUAGGAUUAACAUCAUACAUUUGGACUGCCCCUCAAUUGAAGUUGUUAUAGAUUUGAAUGGAAAGGCCUUAGAGAAGAUGAAAAAUCUCAAAACACUUAUCAUUAAGAGGGGUUGUUUUUUCAAAGGCUCAAUGCAUUUUCCACUUAAUUUGAGAGUAUUUAAAUGGCAAACAUAUCAUUCAGAGUGUAUACCAUCUAACUUAUUUAACAAGAUCUUUACAAAUAUGAAAAUUUUAAAAUUUGACAAUUGUAAAUACUUAACAGACAUACCGGACGUCUCAUCUCUUUCAAAUUUAGAAAUUUUUUCAUUCAAAUAUUGUGAAAAUUUAAUUACAAUUCACAAUUCGAUUGGAUUCUUAAAUAAACUUAAAUUCUUGAAUGCUAAGGGUUGUGACAAGAUCAUGAGUUUUCCACCUUUGAAGUUGACUUCUCUUAAAAAACUACGAAUUAAUGGUUGUGAGAGUCUCCAGAAUUUUCCAGAAAUAUUGGACAAGAUGGAAUAUAUAGAAACCAUUUCGAUUGAUGGAACUUCCAUAGAAGGCUUUCCAGCUUCAUUUGAAAACCUCACUGGUCUUGUUGAUGUAAGUAUACUAGGAAAAGGAUUUUUUACGUUGCCAAGUACCAUAUGCGAAAUUCCUAAUUUGUCAACUAUUUGGUAUCGGAGUAAACAAACAUUAUUGCUGAGAGAAAAUGGUAAAAUGAGUUCCAGUGUGUCUUCAAAUGUGACAGAUGUUAACCUACAAAAUAGCAACAUAUCAGAUGAAUGUCUUCCAAUACUUCUCAAGUGGUUUGCUAAUGUGAAAGAACUAAACCUUUCUAAAAACAAUUUCAAAAUUCUUCCAAAAUGCCUCAAAGAAUGCCGCUUACUACAAAAACUUGAAUUGAAUGAUUGCAAAUCCCUUGAGGAAAUUAGAGGGACUCCUCCAAAUCUAAAAUAUUUUUCCGCAUUACAGUGUGAAUCAUUAAAGCCCUCGACUAAAAGCAUGCUACUAAAUCAGCAAGUGCACGAGGCCGGAGAAACCGCGUUUCAUUUUCCAUCGGUAGGAAAUGAGAUGAUUCCAAAGUGGUUUGAGCACCAAAGCAAAGGAGGGAUAUCUUUUUGGUUUCGUAACAGGAUUCCUUCCAUUGCAAUAUUCUUUUCUACUAAGAAGGAAUAUGAAUGCAUUUCCAAUUAUUCAAUAAGAUUAGAUGUGAGACUGUUCGUUAAUGACUAUGAAUGGAUUCAACCUCUUCCAUAUUUACCACCGAGUUCCUCAUUUUGGACCGACGGCAAGAUACUAGUGAAUCAUACUAAUGUUUUGGAACUGAAACUGCUUAAGAGGAUUAAUUAUGUGAGAUUUCACUAUCAAAUAGAAGAAAAACGGAAACUUAUAUCUAAAUUGAAUGAAGCAUUUAUAAAAAAUGAAUGGAUCCAAAUGAAGCUUGAGUUGAGGGUUUCUGGUUAUUUAGAUGUCUAUGAGUGGAUAUCACUCACAAAAUUUGGAAUCCACGUUUUGAAGGAGAAAAACAACAUGGAGGAUAUCAAAUUCAGCAAUCCUAAUAGAAAGAGAAAAUUAGAUGAAUAUCUCAAUACUUCAUUAUCACUACUCCACCCGCUGUUGAAAAAGCAUAAAUUUGUGGAAAUGGAAGUUUUUGAGAAAGAACUAAUUGAACAACCGCAACACAGUUUGGCUUCUUUAUUGGGUCGCUUACAGAUAUGGGUUGUUUCUUUUCUUCCAUUGAAUAUCCUUUCUGUUUGCCUGUUUUGUCUUUUAUAUCAUUUUAUUUUGGAUGAUUAUGUAUCUUGUUUUAUUUUUCUAAUUUUUUUUACUAUAUCAUACUAUUUUUCUUUUACUUAGUAGCAAUAAUCUCUAUUCAAUGUAAGAAAAUAAGAGUCGGUACAUAUUUUGAUACCAAAAGAUGGUUCAUUACAAUCUCUAUUCAAUGAUGUGCUUCCACUCAAUUAAAGUAUUUGAUUAUUAUGUA